CCGUUCCUCCACCAGACUCUCCGCCAUCAGCGUCACCGCCGCUGCCGCCCGCCGCCAGCCGCCCACCGCCGCAACUCUCGUCUCCGGAAGAUUUUGUAAUUUGGUCAAUUGUCCAUUCCAUCAGUAACUGUGCUGAUGGAUCCUGCUAUGGCAUAUGCUCAACAACAGCGGCAAGCAGCAAAUAUGCAGCAGCAGCAGCAGUAUGGGUUUCACCCGCAGCAUCAGCAGUUCCCUCCUGUGCAGGGUCCUCCUUUCCUACCUCCGCAUCCUUCUCUCCAGCAAUUCCCUUAUCAUCACCCUAUGCAGCAACAGCCUCAGCUUUCUUCCCAUGCUCCUACACUUCCUCACCUUCUUCAUCUUCAGCAGCAACAGCAGCCGCCAUCUGCCUUCCCUCCACACAUGGCUCCACCACUUGUUCCUUCACCUUUCCUUGGCCCAUACGAUUCUUCUCCUCCUCCAGUUCCUCCUCCUUCUGAUCCUGAGCUUCGUAAAUGCAUUGACAAACUUGUGGAGUACGCUGCUAAAAACGGGCCUGAAUUUGAAGCCAUGAUUCGCGAAAAACAGCAAGAUAAUCCUGCAUAUAGUUUUUUAUUUGGGGGUGAGGGGCAUGGUUACUAUCGUUAUAAGCUUUGGAUGUCUACACGUUUUCCAGGCAGUCACUUUCCUCCUUUUCCGUCCUCUUCGAUCCCUAUUAUGCACCAACCUCCCAAUCCGAUGUUGAAUGCAUCCCCUUUGAACACACCACUGAAUGCUGCUGGUGCUACUCCAGGGUCUUCAGCCUCUAUGUUAGGUGCUCCUCAGAUGCAUCAACCUCCUUUUCCUCCAUUCUAUGAGCAGCAGCCCCAUCAACAUCUCCCACCCUUUAUGGCUCAUGGUCGGCCAGAAUAUGAUAAGUCAUCUGAGUCCUUCAAAGGACUAUCUGGCCCACUUCCCUCUGAUGUUGCUGCAGAACUUAGCGACGUAAUAAGUAAUCUUACUGGUACAAAGGAUUCAAUUAAAGGGGCCAAACUCUGGUUCAUGCAGAGGUCUCCAUUUGCGCCAGCUCUUGCAGAGGCUCUUAGGGACAGGGUCUAUGCAAUGGAUGACUCUGAGAGACAGCUGCACAUUAUUUACCUUGCUAAUGACAUUCUUUUUGACAGCUUGCAACGAAGGGUUAACCCUCACGACCUUGAUAAUGAGGCCCUCGCGUUUAAACCUGUUUUAGGUUCCAUGCUUGCGAGGAUUUACCACAAUCCUCAAAACAAGGAAGAAAAUCAAUCACGUCUACAGAAAAUAUUACAAUUUUGGGCUUCCAAGGAAGUUUUUGAUCAGGAUACAAUUUAUGGCCUAGAGGGUGAUAUGAUUGGUGGGGUACCUAGUAGUUCUUUUCCUGGGCCUUCAAAAGAACUAUCCAUGGCUUCCAAAGACUCUGCCUCAGGGUUGCCACAACAAACGUCGAAUCUCCCUCGCUGGCAGCAAGAAAGGCAAAGUUCUGUUUCAGGUCUACCGGAUAAAGACCCAGCCUUGCCGCCCUCUCUAGCACCUCAGCAGUUUCUUCCUAAUGCAGUUCCUGGCGGUGCUUUUCCGGGGUCCAUUCCCGUGCCCUCAGCUGUUCAGCCUUUACCGGCAUCAAAUGCUAAUGUUGGCGAAAAGUUGCCCCCAUAUCCUUUAUUCCCACCUGGUCUUAUACCAGGAAUGGUCAGAAAGAUGCAGAUUGGCAGUGGCGUGCCUUACUCUCCCAUGAGCCCUUUGGACAUUCCAAACGUAAUACCUCCAUCUACCGUGCCUCCGUCAGAAAUUCUCGAGAGAGUGUCGAAAUUCUUCAAAGAAAUUGGAGAGGUCAACCCUUCUGAAGGACCCAUGGAAGCAGAUUCUAGAGAAGAUGACGAGGAGUACGAAAGAGAGCUUCCUGUUCGAAAGGGAGGAGCAUGCAUACCUCCACCUCCCAAUCUGCAGGUUGACCCAGAGACAGGUGCUUAUGCUGAUGGAAGUGUUGAUCGGAAAAGCGGCUCAGGUAGAUUGGGACUAGGGGCGACAGUCAAUCCCAAUGAAGUGAGCCAAUAUGAUGAUGUUUAUACUUCUUACCGGAAGCAAAGAAGCACGAACUACCAUUCAUCAAUGAGUGCACGAGCUGCUGCGAGGUAGUAAGAUGGAGCAUGGUGUGCCCAUCUCCCCAAUCCACUGCUCUCUGAAAGAGUCGUGUUUAGCCUGAGAAAGUGAUAUUUUAGACCGAAACUCCGUAUCUGUACAAUCUCUGUUCAAUUUGCAAUUAGGGAAGGUCGGCCAUGCUUAGGUUUUGUGAUCCUAGUAUUUGACUCAUUUUGCUGCGAGGAUGCAUAUUUGCCAAGGAAUAAGCGCUUCGAUCUCUUGUUUCUUUCGGCUAAGUCCAAGUAUUUUCUUAUGGGUUGAAGUA
Molecule: messenger RNA, 2392 nt
Organism: Syzygium oleosum
Lineage: Eukaryota; Viridiplantae; Streptophyta; Magnoliopsida; Myrtales; Myrtaceae
Exons: 4
Coding region: 136-2124 (662 amino acids)
Biological process (GO): intracellular calcium ion homeostasis; RNA processing
Cellular component (GO): perinuclear region of cytoplasm
Molecular function (GO): RNA binding
Source: RefSeq, a predicted model, not a curated record